GUCUCUGUGCUCGGGUCGAUCCCAUCUCUAUGCCCACACGCGGACCGCUCGUCACACCGUCGAGCCCAAUCCCGCACUCAUCCAGAUGCAGUGCGCCAUGUGUCUUCUUGUGCCGCAUGGUCCAGUCGUCGACGUGGGUGGCCUCGGCGAACAGCAAAGUGAGCGCCCGCAGAUGGAGUGUCGACGAGUCAUGGAUAGGACAGGAACUGGGCGUCAGUUGGGCUGCUUCGAAAGAUAUGGUCCGUGUUCUGAUCAAGGUGAGUGCUCCGCAUGCUCUCCAAACCACCGUUUAUGCCUUCUACCUGGCCGAUAACUCCUCUGCCAUGGAGGACGAUGAGCGUGUGAGAAGCAAAGGCGGCAAAGACAGCGCAAAGACUCGCAUCGACCAACCUCACAAGUUCCCCCCGCUCCACCGGUUUCUCGUCAUCUCGAGCGGUACGAUAAGAAGUGCCGUAGCUAUACAAUGACUGUGCUUUCUGUACCCUACAACCAGUCGCUCCUCAUUGACCGAGAGGACAUUCCACAUCGAGUGGGAUAGUAAACUCAUAAACUAACUAGCUUGGCGGCUACAGGACUAUGGACGACGAGCCCGACGACAAUGGACGCAGUUUCCGCGCACAGGUAAUUCUACAGAUGCCCUUUGCAGUGACUCAAACUCAGCAGCGCCGCGAGGAGGAGGAGCUGCGCACAAUGGGAGCAGACAUUAUUGAGAGAUCUGACAAUGAGAGAGCGGACCAGAUCAUGCCGAAUGACCACAGCGGACA
Molecule: messenger RNA, 764 nt
Organism: Heterobasidion irregulare TC 32-1
Lineage: Eukaryota; Fungi; Basidiomycota; Agaricomycetes; Russulales; Bondarzewiaceae
Exons: 5
Coding region: 30-467 (145 amino acids)
Source: RefSeq, a predicted model, not a curated record